UCCCAGCUGCGGCUGCGCAGUCAGGAGGCAGCCAGCAUCAACAUUAUCUGACGCAUUUCUACUGGUUGUGUAAGUAAAAACAGACAGACUGCGUUCAGACUCAGCGAUUCCAGUUCGUCAAAUGCAAGAUACGGUAAAUAUGGCGGCUGAAUCGGAAUUUGAUGAAGAAGAGGAGCCUCCGUUCAGCGAUCCGGAGGAUUUUGUGGAUGACAUCGAUGAUGAAGAGUUGUUGGAGGAUGUUUUGAGGGAGAGACCUUUGGAGGCUGAUGGGAUUGAUUCGGUGGUCUUGGUGGACAACGUUCCUCAGGUGGGCCCUGAACGUCUGGAGAAACUGAAAAAUGUGAUCCAUAAAAUCUUCUCCAAGUUUGGAAAAAUCACUAAUGAAUUUUACCCUGAAGAGGCUGGGACGACAAAAGGGUAUAUCUUUCUGGAGUAUGCAUCCCCUAACCAUGCUCUGGAAGCUGUUAAGAAUGCAGAUGGUUACAAGCUGGACAAACAGCACACAUUCAGAGUCAAUCUGUUCACUGAUUUUGAUAAGUAUAUGAAUAUCAGUGACCAGUGGGAAACCCCUGAAAAACAGCCAUUUAAAGACUUUGGCAAUAUGAGGCACUGGCUUGAGGAUCCAGACUGUCGUGAUCAAUACAGUGUAAUCUAUGAAUCGGGAGAGCGAACUACCAUAUUUUCAAAUGACCCGAAGGAGCCGAUCCUGGUUGAAGAGAGAGCUCGCUGGACAGAGACUUACGUCCGCUGGUCACCCAAAGGGACAUACCUGGCCACCUUUCACCAACGAGGAAUUGCAUUGUGGGGUGGAGAGAAGUUCAAGCAGAUACAGAGAUUCAGCCACCAGGGUGUCUCUCUCAUUGACUUCUCCCCAUGCGAGAGGUAUGUGGUGACUUUCAGCCCACUGAUGGAUACUAAAGAGGACCCUCAAGCCAUCAUCAUCUGGGACAUCCUGACCGGACAGAAAAAACGUGGCUUCCAUUGUGAGAGUUCGGCACACUGGCCUAUUUUUAAGUGGAGUCAAGAUGGAAAGUUCUUUGCCAGAAUGACACAAGACACUCUGAGCAUCUAUGAAACCCCGUCAAUGGGUCUGCUAGAUAAGAAGAGUUUGAAAAUAAGUGGAAUAAAAGAUUUUUCUUGGUCACCGGGAGACAACAUUAUUGCCUUUUGGGUCCCGGAAGACAAGGACAUUCCAGCCAGGGUAACGCUCAUGCAGUUCCCAUCCCGUUUAGAGAUUCGGGUGCGAAAUCUUUUCAACGUGGUGGACUGCAAGCUUCAUUGGCAAAGGCAGGGUGACUACUUGUGUGUGAAGGUGGACCGAACACCCAGAGGAACACAGGGUGUUGUCACCAACUUUGAGAUUUUCCGCAUGAGAGAGAAACAGGUUCCUGUUGAUGUGGUAGAAAUGAAAGAGAGCAUCAUUGCAUUUGCCUGGGAGCCCAAUGGCAGUAAGUUUGCGGUACUACAUGGAGAAUCACCCAGAAUAAAUGCCUCAUUUUACCACGUCAAAAGCAAUGGCAAGAUUGAUCUCAUCAAGAUGUUUGAUAAGCAGCAGGCCAACAGUAUCUUUUGGAGUCCUCAAGGUCAGUUCCUGGUACUGGCAGGACUGCGCAGACAGUAUCAGGAGGAAUAA
Sinocyclocheilus grahami is the source of this 1633-nucleotide messenger RNA. Its product is annotated as eukaryotic translation initiation factor 3 subunit B-like. The record is from RefSeq and is a predicted model, not a curated record. Gene Ontology annotation, biological process: translational initiation. Gene Ontology annotation, cellular component: eukaryotic translation initiation factor 3 complex. Lineage: Eukaryota; Metazoa; Chordata; Actinopteri; Cypriniformes; Cyprinidae. The transcript has 14 exons. Bases 122 to 1633 code for a protein of 503 amino acids. Gene Ontology annotation, molecular function: RNA binding; translation initiation factor activity; translation initiation factor binding.